This is a messenger RNA of Cladocopium goreaui, 771 nucleotides long. NCBI's taxonomy places the organism in Eukaryota, Dinophyceae, Suessiales, Symbiodiniaceae. The record is from the annotation of a GenBank genome assembly.
UCUCGGAAACCCUCCGCGUCCACGGCGUGUCCGGUUCGCGUUCUCUGAGGUCAUGAGCGGUUCGAGCCGGCGCCGACCUGGGCUCCGCGCAGCCACAGCUCUGGUGCUGCCUUUAGCGCUGGGACUCGGCUUUGUGAAUUUUAGCACUCCCUCCACAUCUCCAGUGACAAGGAGGACAGAGAUUGAUGCAACACAGUACAUUCCCUUGAAGGUUGCCAGCUUUGCCAUGGGCGCUCUGCGGCCAUUCUUCCAGGUGCAGGCUUCCGUUCAAGCGGGCCGAUAUGACAAGUGGGAGGUGAGAAAAGAGAUCGAGGAGGAGAUCAAGUCGGCACCUGUGGUGAUCUACACCUACGACUGGUCACCCUUCUCCAGCGAGGCCAAGAAGGUUCUCGACGCCAUGGGGGCGGACUACAGAGAGGUGUCGCUGGGCGCCGAAUGGUUCCUGGCCUCCCCACAGCAGGCAGCGAAGCGCGCGGAGUUGGGAAACCUCUACGGGCGCACCAGCAUGCCUCAUGUCUUCAUUGGUGGUCGUAGCGUCGGAGGACUCAUGGAAGGGGAUCCAGGAUUGGUUCCCCUACAGGAGACGGGUGAGCUUUCUGACAGUCUGAAGCAGGCUGGAGCCCUUCCUGACGAUGGGCUCUUUGGCUUCUUCUUGUACUCAGGUGACCAUAGGCCCUGAGGAAGUUUUUGGACCAGCAGUUCUCACGGCUGGGCUUUGUGAAGAUAGCUGGCUUCAGGAAAGAUGGCUGGUCAAGUGGAUGUGUCUUGCCC